Messenger RNA from Polyodon spathula (Mississippi paddlefish), 4120 nucleotides. Its product is annotated as TBC1 domain family member 2A-like. The record is from RefSeq and is a predicted model, not a curated record. Lineage: Eukaryota; Metazoa; Chordata; Actinopteri; Acipenseriformes; Polyodontidae. The transcript is spliced from 14 exons. The coding region runs from base 347 to 3307 and encodes 986 amino acids.
UUUCCCGAUAAGGUUAGUGUUGUCUGGGAUUAUGCAAGCACGGAAGACGUGACAUUGCUAAAAUUCCCAAAAUACUAUAUCAAGAAGGAACGAAGAAACAGGUUUGUUAAUAAGCGAGACCCAUUAAAUAACCCACCCAAAUGAAAUGCAUAUGCAAAACGAGCGUUAAAGACGAUAUAUAACAAGUCAAUUGACCUUAACUGUCAGCAUAGCACGAGAAAAGUUUAAGCUGUCGUUGUGAAACUUUGAGGAGCACAAAGUUCAUACGAAGUUUACGACAAUGAAGAAGUCGUUCCUGUAAGUGAAUCAGUCUGUGUUUAGCCCAUACGUGGUGAGGACCGUAACAAUGGAGCAGGACUGCCAAGUCGGAAAACCCAUGCCAGAAGCUCCCUCUGAUCCCAAUCUGACAAGCCCAGACAAUCAUCAUGACGUCACUGCUAAUGGAAGAGAAGAAGUGGGAAGCGCCAAGGAGAACAGGGGGGAUUCCACACACAGGGACCAGAGCAGUGCCCAAGAGAAGCCAGUCAUGAAAACUGAGGUUCAAACCUCUUCCACAAAACUGUGCGGGUACCUGAACAAACUGGGGGGGCCCUUGAAGGCCUGGAAAGCCCGUUGGUUUGUUUUCGAAGAGAGGAAGUGCCAGCUGUAUUACUACAGAACAUCACAGGAUGCCAAUCCCUUGGGAAGCAUUGACCUGGCUAACGCUACUUUUGGCUACCCGGCUCAAGCGCAGGAAGGGACCUUUCAGAUUCAAAUCCCAGGACGGGUUGUUGUGCUGAAGGCAUUAAAUAGCCAAGCCAUGCUGUAUUGGUUGCAGCAGCUACAAAUGAAACGGUGGCAGCACAAUACCAGCCAGGUGAAAAUACCUGCAGAGCCAUCCACUACCUUCACACAGCCCUGCCAGCUGCCUUCUGCACCUCGGGAAGAAAGGACUGAGGACUUCUUCCCAGCAGUAAAGACCCCCAAGGGCCUGGUCGGGGAAGCAGCAGCCUGUCUGCCAGAUCCCUGGCAACAAAAUGCACUGCAAAAGCUCUCCCUCAAGCACCCCAUUACAGAGAUACAGAACACUGUCCUCAAUAUCUGUGGAAACAAGUCAGCUCAGGAGCUGAGGCGGAGUGUGUUCAACUUUGACGAGAUUCAGCAGCCGCAGGACAGUCCCUGUGAGGAUCCUGUGACACAGAUGCUGGGGGAAACAACAGCACUGCCUGUACCUCUGACACCCCCAGCACCUACAGUGCUUUCAGCUCCUUCCGUUUUUUCAGUUACAAACGAGCCUGCACAAGAAGCAAAGACUGAAGGGAAGAAUUCUCCGUCAAGCAGCAUGAACAAGAGGGAGAAGAAAAUGACCAGUUCUCUUCAGCUUUCUGGGGAGAAGGUGUCAGGAAAGGAGGGGAGCCCCAUGGACAAACUGUCCAGACUUCAGCAAGAGGUGUUCACACUCACUGAGGAGCUCAAGUCACAAAAGGAGCUGGUGCGACUCCUUCACAAGGCCCUGGAGGCAGCACAGCAGGAGAAGAGGACCAGCAAACAGUUCCUGGCAGCAGCAGGGGAGCAGGAGCGGCUGGAGCUGGUGCGGCACAAAGAGAGGUGCAUCGCGGACCUGGUCGGCCGCCUGGAGGCCCUGCUCAAAGACAAGAAGGAGCUGGAGCAGAGCCUGGCCAUGCAGGACUGCCAAGUGAACGAGCUGCAGCAGCAUGUGCAGCUCUUGAUGGAGAAGAACAACGCCAAGCAGGAGGUCAUCCUCAAGCUCUCAGAGCAGGUGGCCUCCUGCAUGGCUGACCCCCAGCGUACUGUAUCGAACACCAUGAGCACAGAGACCUUCUGCAGGCUGCAGGAGAAGAUUGAGCACCUUGAGGACGAUAUAGAGGCGCACAAGAUCCAAAACAAGUUCCUCAACUCUGAAAUCUACCAACUUACUAAGUUGUGGAGGAACAGUUCAGAAGAGGAGAAGGGCCUGCUGCUGAAGUGUGCCUACCUGGAGGCCAAGAACUGCCAGAUUGAGAGCAAAUACCUGAUCGUGCUGCGCAGGCUGCAGGAGAGCAAAGGGCUGGACAGCAGUCAGCAGGAGAUGGUGAAAAGGCUCAUUGAGGAUGCGCUGCAGGGAGACAAGAAGGACGUCUUUAAACUCAACCCUGUCAGUGACUACGACGACUAUGGAUUCAAGACCAUUCCUGAUUACGAAGUAGAGGACGUGAAGCUCCUGGCCAAAAUCCAGGCCCUGGAGAUCCGUUCCAACAACCUGCGCAACAACGAGAUGGUGGACAAGCCCUUGCGGACCAGGUGGGCCAACUACCUGGGCAGCUGUCCCUUUGGCAAGCUGGCUCCCUCCCCGGAACUGAAGGGCCUGAUCCGGUGCGGGAUCCCUGUGGAGUACCGGGAGCAGGUGUGGCGCUGGAUCGUGAGGACACGGACGCAGGUCUAUAGGAAGCGGAAUCCCAAUCGCUACCAGGAGCUGAUGAAGCACUGCGAGAUGUCUGAGCACCCGGCCUCGCGGCAGAUCAGGCUGGACCUGCACCGCACCCUCACCGGCAACAAGCACUUCUCCUCGCCAAACUCCGACGCAGUCCAAAAGCUGCAACGCAUUCUGCUAGCCUUCUCCUGGCAAAACCCCACCAUCGGCUACUGCCAGGGCCUCAACCGGUUGGCAGCUAUUGCACUUUUAGUUCUGAAGGAUGAAGAGGAUGCCUUCUGGGGCCUGGUGGCUGUUGUUGAAAUCAUAAUGCCACAAGACUACUACAGCAAAACUCUCACUGCUUCUCAGGCUGAUCAGAGGGUGUUCCGUGACUUUCUUGCUGAGAAGAUGCCUCGUCUGAUGGCCCACUUCAAGGAGCACAGCAUCGACCACUCCCUCAUCACCUUCAGCUGGUUCCUGGUGGUCUUCGUGGAAAGCCUGGCCAGCGACAUCCUGCUCAGAGUGUGGGAUGCUUUCCUCUAUGAGGGCACAAAGGUGAUAUUUCGCUAUGCGCUGGCCCUCUUUAAGUACAAUGAAGAGGACAUUCUAAAGAUUCACGACAAUCUGGAGAUCUACCAGUACCUCCGUUUUUUCACCAAAACUAUCUCUGAUGGCAGGAAACUAAUGAACAUAGCGUUUAAUGAUAUGAACCCCUUUCCUAUGAAGCUGCUGAAGAACAGACGAGAGUUUCACAUGGAGAGGCUGACAGCCGAGCUGAAGGAGCUGGAGAGGAUACAGGAGGAGUUUGUGAAAGAACAAGAAGUGAUGGAGCGCAAAGACAAGGACCUGGACACUUUUGUCAGCGAAGACGAGGAAGUAAUACAGACUGCAGUCAGCUUGCAUCACACUCCCUGACGUUAUUGAAAAAGUAUACAUCACUGCUACUAUUUAAACUCAUUUAUUUGCUUUAUUAUUCCCUGCUGUGGAAUAUAAUGGGGCUUACAUACUGUGUAUGUCACACACACAUCUACAAAACAUUUAUCCUCUGUCUGUUGUUAAGUAUACAGUUAUGUCACACUUACAUUUUUACAUGAACAUACUGUUGAUGUAGGUCAUGGCUCAUUUUGUAAUGGCAGGUGGUGUACUGAUGUACUUGUUUUAGAGCUAACAAAUUAAGUUUACCAGACCUGCCAAAAAGCGGAAUAUUAAUGGAGAUAGGUGUGUUGGUAAUACACACACACACACUACUUCUCUGGGUGCUUGAUUCCAAAUCCAGUUUAGGUUACACAUGAAAGGAGUAUGGUGCGUAAAGGAGUAAAGGAGCCCUCGGCGUCCACAUCACAAAACCAACACUCAGUGCAGCACAAUUGGCACCUGGCAGUCGAAAAGAAAUACAAAGAUGGAGGGGCAAACCUGUUUCUUAUCUCAUAAAACAGACUUUUACUAUAAUUGUCAUCUAUCAGUGUCUGAAUUUCUUCGAUCAGCAGUUCCAGUCCACUCGGGUCCAUUUACUAAAUGAAUUAUUUUGUAGUUUCCCAAGAAAACAAAAAUUAAUUAGAGAUCUUGAAAGUUCAUGUCUUGAAAUGUGAUUAAUUUUGGCCUGGCUAACCAAUGUCAACUUCCAAUUAUCUGAACAAUACGGAGAUUGUCCAGUUACUGUUCAGAAUGGCAGCCAGGUUCCAGGUCUUCUAAACAAGCCUAUCUCUGAAAUAAACUUCUUUUUUCAUG